AUGACUAAAUGUAAAUGUAAACGCGACUACAGCCUGAUUCAGUUCGACCUCCCCCAAAGAACUGGCUAUGCAUCCGACCGGAGCAGCCUGAUUGACGGGGAGUGUGGAGAUGAAAUGCCAGAAGAAGAACGGAGAGCGCUGGAAGAAAGACUGGAAAGACUGGAGGAAGAGGAAAGACAACAACUACUCAAACAGAGUCAGUGGAAAGCAGCGGAAACAAGGACAAGCCGCCAGGCAAAGACAGGUUCCGUAACAAUAACAGGAACUGCAAUGGAAGUAAAACCCCCACAGCCACAACCCCAACAACCUCAACCCCAAUACCCUCAACCCCAAUACCCUCAACCCCAACAACCUCAACCCCAAUACCCUCAACCCCAAUACCCUCAACCCCAACAACCUCAACCCCAAUACCCUCAACCCCAAUACCCUCAACCCCAAUACCCACAACCCCAACAACCUCAACCCCAAUACCCUCAACCCCAAUACCCUCAACCCCAAUACCCACAACCCCAACAACCUCAACCCCAAUACCCUCAACCCCAAUACCCUCAACCCCAAUACCCACAACCCCAACAACCUCAACCCCAAUACCCUCAAGCCCAAUACCCUCAACCCCAAUACCCUCAACCCCAACAACCUCAACCCCAAUACCCUCAACCCCAAUACCCUCAACCCCAAUACCCACAACCCCAAUAUCAGCCCCAAUAUCCACCGCCACAACCUCAAUAUCAGUAUCCACCUGUGUCACCUCAACAAUAUGCUCCUCAGUAUCCUCACCCAGAACCGCCGCUGUGUCCUCCCCCACCUGGAAACUAUAGACCAUACCAACAAGGCCACCCGAGAGGCAGCGGAAAAGGAGGCCCAACAAGAGGUUCCUCCGUUCAAAACCAGCCUGGAUGUUUCACAUGUGGGAAUUUAAAUCAUUGGGCCAGAGACUGCCCUCAAGGCCAUAACUACUACAACAACAAACAGAGACAUAGAGCUGCUUACAACAAGCGAAGAAGAGAAAGAGGAACAUGCAUUCCACAACAACCACAGCAACCACCAAGCAAUCCACCCCAGAUGCCACAUGUGGGGCAGAUGCCACUCAACGCAUAGACACAAGACCAAUGGGUGGGGGCCAUAACCACAAAACAAGAAGGCACCAAAAUGUCCUGCUGAAAUGUUUCCUUCUAAGUAACACUGUGGUGUGCGUGCAAGAAUGCCGAGGUCAAGUAAGCAACAUGGGAGUCGAGUUUGUGGCGUUCAGGGAGUGGUGCAAGAACAAUGGGCUACUCAGCUCUUGGGAGCAGAGUGUCAAAAUGAGGGAUAAGGUAAUGCUGGGACUGUAAUUCUUCUCUGCUGCAGGACCGGCCGGUCUGCCUACCUUACUCUCAUUUACUCUGUUCUGAGGUCACAUCCCCUUGGAGACCCUGCCCCCCUGUCCCCCCCUUUCUCACUGGAUGAUCUACCCCUUCCCCUUGGAGACCCUGCCCUACCUGCAUCCCCUUGGAGACCCUGCCCCACCUACCCCUAUACAUCAUCGACCCUGGCCUGGUCUGCCUCACCCCUUCUCCUGGAGACACGACCCCCCCCUUCCUUCCCUGGAGACGCAGCU
Messenger RNA from Osmerus eperlanus (European smelt), 1597 nucleotides. Its product is annotated as proline-rich protein 2-like. Lineage: Eukaryota; Metazoa; Chordata; Actinopteri; Osmeriformes; Osmeridae. The record is from RefSeq and is a predicted model, not a curated record. The coding region runs from base 1 to 1098 and encodes 365 amino acids. Gene Ontology annotation, molecular function: zinc ion binding; nucleic acid binding. The transcript is spliced from 2 exons.